Drosophila elegans is the source of this 1812-nucleotide messenger RNA. RefSeq lists its product as uncharacterized. The transcript has 4 exons. Lineage: Eukaryota; Metazoa; Arthropoda; Insecta; Diptera; Drosophilidae. The record is from RefSeq and is a predicted model, not a curated record. The coding region runs from base 95 to 1585 and encodes 496 amino acids.
AAUAAACAAAACAUCACAAUUUUAAAACAAAAAAAGUAAUCAAAAAAACGUUAAUCUGCAUAAAAAAAUCUUAAAUUAAUUAAAUUGUAUUAAAAUGACGUGUGGAACAUGUCGGGGUCACAAGGAGAAGAGUGUGAAGUGCCUUUUUGCCGCUUUAGACACGAUCAAACAGCACGCCUUAAUGAUGCAGAGGGAUUCGGAGGAGAGUGCCAAGGCCAUAGAAAACCUAAAGGCCCACAAUAAUAAGCUGCACAAGGCUUUGGAGUUGUUGAAAGAACGCCAGGAGUCCAUGAUUCAGGUGCAGAAGCGCAGGAAACUGUCGCCCAAAAAGAUCAAGGACGACAUAUCCCCUCAGCCGCAGAGCCAGAACUCCCUGAACAUGAACAUAGCCCUCAACAGUAUCGAUCUCUCCGACGAGGAUCAGGAAAUGGAGGAGGACGAGACCAUUACGGAAACGGAGACCACUGCACAAAGCCCGCGCAAACUAAGGCUACCAAACCGAAAGCCGGACAUCCGGAAUCUUGAGAAUGUCCAGCCAAACAAUAUUUCUGCCGCGAGCACCAGUUGGAUCCGUAAGACACCCAAGAAUGCGGGAAUCGUCACCAAGCUUUCACUCACGCACAAAAGUAGCAACUCGCACUUAAAACAAACUCGCCUGAAAUUCGAAGCAAAUAAGACUAGCACCAGCGAAAACGAUGUUAUAGAGGAAAGCCCCAAUCUCGCAAGCUUAAAGAGAUCUCGGCCACAUAGAUCCCUAAUGCAGAGAACAGACACCGCGACCGUUUUAAGCGCCGACGACUCGCUUACGACCAGCAGCAGUAGCCAUAUUAAGAUCAGCAAGGCCAGUUUUGAAAUGGAUAUGGAUGAAGAGUUCAAUUUGGAGAGAUUGGAGCUUCCGAUAAUGCCACCACCAGCAACCCCUCCAGGAUUGAAAAUCAACUGCACCUCGGACAGCGUGGUCAUUCUAACGCCUGCCACCCAGGACAUAAUCUUCGUGAACGAUACCCCCGAAGAAGUGACCAAAAUGGGGACAAUGGAUGUGCUGGCCGAGAUUAUGAAGGACGACGAUGAUGCCUGCUCGAACGCUCUGAGACAGUUCGAGAUGAAAAUGAUUGACCAGCAGAAGAACAUUCAAUCGAUACCAAAAAAAGUGGAAGCUGUCAUUCCAAUUACCAAGGCAGUGAAAGCUGAACCCGAAUCCCAAACAGAGACAGAUGUGGGCAAUGAAUCAACGAAAAUGUCUCAGGAUAUUGAAAAGUAUCUAAUGGAAAUCAAAGAAGAGGAUAGCAAAGAUUUAGAAGAGGAGUUUCCGCGACCACUUUUGGUGAAAAAUGAACCAGAGUUGACAGUUAAAGAACGUUUCAAUAUUGAAUGCGGGGAAUGCGAAAAGUUUAUAAAUUUCAUGGGUUCAAACCUGACCGAUGAGAAGAUUGAAGACUAUUUAGCCAACUGCCGGCACAUUGACGCAAGAAGCUCAACGCCACCAGGAUUCUGGAAUCCCCACAUGGUUUCCUUUGCCGAAGACGAUCCCCGCAACGAGGUUCUGAUAGACACACGUUUCAGAGACCAGCGAAUAAACAAAUGACAUUUUGGAAAUAUUUCUACCAUAAGUUGUUCUCUUUAAACCAUUUCAUUUAUUAUAAUUGUUGAGUUAUUACACAUUUGUCUCACAAGUUUCCGCGCUUGGCUUGCUCAAUUUCGAUGGCCGUGAACAAGGACUUGAAGUUUCCAGCGCCAAAUCCCUGAAAUAGUUACGAUUAUCAAUGACUGUUCAUAGCUAUAAUAGUUUAAGUAAUAAAUCUUACAUUGUGA